Penicillium macrosclerotiorum is the source of this 912-nucleotide messenger RNA. Its product is annotated as bZIP transcription factor. Lineage: Eukaryota; Fungi; Ascomycota; Eurotiomycetes; Eurotiales; Aspergillaceae. The transcript has 2 exons. The record is from RefSeq and is a predicted model, not a curated record. Bases 1 to 912 code for a protein of 303 amino acids.
AUGGAAUCACAAAACAUAUCAGAAAAAACAUCCAGUGCUAUAUUACUCGAAGAGAGCUCGGUUCAUUUAGAUCCAGCGUCGAGGCGGAAGCUUCAAAAUCGGCUCAACCAGCGAGCUAGCCGGAAAAGAAAGGCUUUACAGGCCGCAGGAGAGCCCAAACGUCAGGGAAGACGAUGGGUUGUCUACACAAAUGAGGCCACGGCUGCUACAUCCUCUCCAGAGGAUACAGGCAUCAGCUCUAGCGCUGUGGCAAAGAAGAUGCGGCAAGAAACAUGCCAAUCUAUAAGUCAAAUAAACGACAAAAGCUCAUAUCCGGUUGCCCCUCACAUGCCACACGACGAGUCUUGGGCUCAACUACAACAGCGAGUGAAUCAUGCCGUCAGCAAUGGUUUUCUGACCCCUACCCUAGUUCCUCUGUUCACCCAAUAUAACGUCAUGCUCGCGAUGUUCAACAACGCUGCAAGUAUGGGGUUGACGGGAGAAGUACUAUGCGAAGACAUCGCGUCGUUCUUCAAUAUCCCCGGGCCAUUCUCAAUUAAGCUACCGCCAUCUUUACAGCCUACUUCCGCGCAAAAGCAAGUCAUCCACCACCCCUGGAUUGAUUUACUGCCUAUGCGGUCUCUCAGGGAUACUCUUUUGUACAGACUGGGCACAUACGAUGAAGACGAAUUAUGUGGCGAUCUUUAUGGCCUCUGUAGUGCCUCUCCGAGUAUUGGGCUGUUUGUUUGGGGCGAAUCAUGGGAUCCGGCAGCAUACGAAGUUUCCGAGAGUGUAUUACGCAAAUGGGAAUGGCUCUUCAAGGAAUGUCCUGACCUCCUCGCUUCUACAAAUCACUGGAGAAGAAAACGUGGAGAGAAGCCUUUGAAGCUCAUAGAGUUUCGGCACUCUUCAAUCGAGAAAAUAAAUCAAUAA